Messenger RNA from Labrus bergylta (ballan wrasse), 1494 nucleotides. It is a transcript of the gene rcn1, whose product is annotated as reticulocalbin 1, EF-hand calcium binding domain. The record is from RefSeq and is a predicted model, not a curated record. Gene Ontology annotation, cellular component: endoplasmic reticulum. Gene Ontology annotation, molecular function: calcium ion binding. NCBI's taxonomy places the organism in Eukaryota, Metazoa, Chordata, Actinopteri, Labriformes, Labridae.
GAAAACACCCCGGCUUGGUUGCAUCCUUUCCUCAGGGAAAGCGGACAGGAAUGCCCAAAAUCCGUCUUGAGUGAGGACUGUGGAUGCCCAUAGUGGACUUCAGGUGCUGUUUUGCAGGUUUCGUAACCGGAUGCAGCUUGAAGAAAUCCUCACAGAAGAGAGGAGUGUGUCGAUACAAGAAGUGAGAAGUGGCCACAUAGUGUCGCCGCCUGUUGUUGUUUCAUCCCAGAGCCACGGGGGCCUGUCUGGAUACAACUGUUUGGGAUUUCUCUUCAUCCUCCCUGGACUGAUGGACGUCCUCGGCUUCGUCUGUGCCUUGCUUAUGUGCGCUGCUGCUGUGCAAAGCAAGCCCACGUUAAGAAAAGAAAGGGUCCACCAUGAACCAGAUCUGCAGAGCAGGCCAGGCCACGAAGACAAUAAGAGCUACCAGUACGACCAUGAGGCCUUUCUGGGAAAAGAGGAAGCCAGGACAUUUGAUCAGCUCACACCAGAGGAGAGCAAAGACAGGCUUGGUAAAAUAGUGGACCGGAUAGACGGCGAUGUUGACGGCUACAUCACCACAGCCGAACUCAAGGCUUGGAUAAAGCGUGUCCAGAAGCGUUAUGUAUAUGAGAAUGUGGCAAAGGUGUGGACGGACUACGACCUGAACAAAGACAACAAGAUUUCCUGGGAUGAAUACAAGCAGGCCACGUAUGGGUACUACCUAGCCAACCCCGAGGAGUUUGAGGAUGCGACCGACCAGUUCAGCUUCAAGAAGAUGCUCCCUCGUGAUGAGAGGAGGUUUCAGACAGCUGAUCUGAACGGAGACCUGGCAGCCGACAGAGAGGAGUUCACAUCAUUCCUCCACCCUGAGGAGUUCGAGCACAUGAAAGAUAUUGUGGUUCUGGAAACCCUGGAGGACAUUGACAGGAACGGCGAUGGACACGUGGAUGAAGAUGAGUAUAUCGCUGACAUGUUUGCUCACGAGGAUGGGGGUCCAGAGCCCGACUGGGUCAAGACUGAGAGGGAACAGUUCUCUGACUUCAGAGACUUGAACAAAGAUGGUAAAAUGGACACCGACGAGAUCCGCCACUGGAUUAUGCCACAAGACUACGACCAUGCCCAGGCCGAGGCCAGACAUCUGGUGUACGAGUCUGACCAAGACAAGGACCAGAUGCUGACCAAAGAGGAGAUCCUUGAAAACUGGAACAUGUUUGUUGGAAGUCAGGCUACCAACUAUGGAGAGGAUCUCACUAAGAGCCACGACGAGCUCUGAGAUCUUAGUGCUCUUCUGACGUGUGUGUGUGUGUGUGUGUGUGUGUGCGUGUGUGUGCGUGUGUGCGUGUGUGUGUGUGCGUGUGUGUGCGUGUGUGUGUGUGUGUGGAGGGUUGUUAAACAUCUUUGUUUUAACUGACAGAAUUCAAAACUCCUCCACCUCCAGACAUCACUGACAAGCUCCACUCCAUCGUCUCCUUUUGACAACAGGACAGAUGUCAGUGUGAAGGACCUUGUGAA